Messenger RNA from Perognathus longimembris pacificus (Pacific pocket mouse), 2580 nucleotides. It is a transcript of the gene Kcnh2, whose product is annotated as potassium voltage-gated channel subfamily H member 2. The coding region runs from base 19 to 2574 and encodes 851 amino acids. The transcript has 12 exons. Gene Ontology annotation, cellular component: membrane. Gene Ontology annotation, biological process: regulation of ventricular cardiac muscle cell membrane repolarization; potassium ion transmembrane transport; regulation of heart rate by cardiac conduction. NCBI's taxonomy places the organism in Eukaryota, Metazoa, Chordata, Mammalia, Rodentia, Heteromyidae. Gene Ontology annotation, molecular function: inward rectifier potassium channel activity. The record is from RefSeq and is a predicted model, not a curated record.
CACGCCAGCACUGGGACCAUGCACCCCCUGCGCGGCGGCCUGCUGAACUCCACCUCCGACUCGGACCUCGUGCGCUACCGCACCAUUAGCAAGAUCCCCCAGAUCACCCUCAACUUCGUGGACCUCAAGGGGGACCCGUUCUUGGCCUCACCCACCAGUGACCGGGAGAUCAUCGCGCCCAAGAUCAAGGAGCGGACCCACAAUGUCACCGAGAAGGUCACCCAGGUCCUGUCCCUGGGUGCCGACGUGCUGCCCGAGUACAAGCUGCAGGCGCCCCGCAUCCACCGCUGGACCAUCCUGCACUACAGCCCCUUCAAGGCCGUGUGGGACUGGCUCAUCCUGCUUCUGGUCAUCUACACCGCCGUCUUCACCCCCUACUCCGCUGCCUUCCUGCUGAAAGAGACCGAAGAGGGCUCCCAGGACCCGGACUGCGGCUACGCUUGCCAGCCGCUGGCCGUGGUGGACCUCAUCGUGGACAUCAUGUUCAUCGUGGACAUCCUCAUCAACUUCCGCACCACCUACGUCAACGCCAACGAGGAGGUGGUCAGCCACCCUGGCCGCAUCGCCGUCCACUACUUCAAGGGGUGGUUCCUCAUCGACAUGGUGGCCGCCAUUCCCUUUGACCUGCUCAUCUUUGGCUCUGGCUCGGAGGAGCUGAUCGGGCUGCUGAAGACGGCCAGGCUGCUGCGGCUGGUGCGCGUGGCGCGCAAGCUGGACCGCUACUCGGAGUACGGGGCGGCCGUGCUCUUCCUGCUCAUGUGCACCUUCGCGCUCAUCGCGCACUGGCUGGCCUGCAUCUGGUACGCCAUCGGCAACAUGGAGCAGCCGCACACGGACUCGCGCAUCGGCUGGCUGCACAACCUGGGCGACCAGAUCGGCAAGCCCUACAACAGCAGCGGCCUGGGCGGCCCCUCCAUCAAGGACAAGUACGUCACGGCGCUCUACUUCACCUUCAGCAGCCUCACCAGCGUGGGCUUCGGCAACGUCUCCCCCAACACCAACUCCGAGAAGAUCUUCUCCAUCUGCGUCAUGCUCAUUGGCUCCCUCAUGUAUGCCAGCAUCUUCGGCAACGUGUCCGCCAUCAUCCAGCGGCUCUACUCGGGCACGGCCCGCUACCACACACAGAUGCUCCGGGUGCGGGAGUUCAUCCGCUUCCACCAGAUCCCCAACCCGCUGCGCCAGCGCCUGGAGGAGUACUUCCAGCACGCCUGGUCCUACACCAACGGCAUCGACAUGAACGCGGUGCUGAAGGGCUUCCCCGAGUGCCUGCAGGCCGACAUCUGCCUCCACCUGAACCGCUCCCUGCUGCAGCACUGCAAGCCCUUCCGAGGGGCCACCAAGGGCUGCCUUCGGGCCCUGGCCAUGAAGUUCAAGACCACGCACGCGCCGCCGGGGGACACGCUGGUGCACGCCGGGGACCUGCUCACCGCCCUCUACUUCAUCUCCAGGGGCUCCAUCGAGAUCCUUCGGGGCGACGUCGUGGUGGCCAUCUUGGGGAAGAAUGACAUCUUUGGAGAGCCUCUGAACCUGUACGCUCGGCCCGGCAAGUCCAACGGGGACGUGAGGGCCCUCACCUACUGUGACCUGCACAAGAUCCACCGCGACGACCUGCUGGAGGUGCUGGACAUGUACCCCGAGUUCUCAGACCACUUCUGGUCCAGCCUGGAGAUCACGUUCAACCUUCGCGACACCAACAUGAUCCCCGGCUCCCCCGGCAGCGCGGAGCUGGAGGGCGGCUUCAGCCGGCAGCGCAAGCGCAAGCUGUCCUUCCGCCGGCGCACAGACAAGGACCCGGAGCAGCCUGGGGAGGUGUCGGCCUUGGGAUCGGGCCGGGCGGGGGCAGGGCCCAGUAGCCGGGGCCGGCCGGGGGGGCCGUGGGGGGAGAGCCCGUCCAGUGGCCCCUCCAGCCCCGAGAGCAGUGAGGACGAGGGCCCCGGCCGCGGCUCCAGCCCCCUCCGCCUGGUGCCCUUCUCCAGCCUCAGGCCCCCCGCGGAGCUGCCCGUUGGGGAGCCCCUGACUGAGGACUGUGACAAGAGCAGCGACACCUGUAACCCCCUGUCAGGAGCCUUCUCUGGGGUGUCCAACAUCUUCAGCUUUUGGGGGGACAGUCGGGGCCACCAGUACCAGGAGCUGCCUCGCUGCCCCGCCCCCGCCCCCGCCCCCAGCCUCCUGAACAUCCCCCUGUCCAGCCCCAGCCGGCGGCCGCGGGGAGACGUGGAGGGCAGGCUGGAUGCGCUCCAGCGUCAGCUCGACAGGCUGGAAACGCGGCUGAGUGCAGACAUGGCCACUGUCCUGCAGCUGCUACAGAGGCAAAUGACGCUCGUUCCCCCCGCCUACAGCGCCGUGACCACGCCCGGCCCGGGCCCUGCUUCCGCCUCCCCGCUGCUGCCCGUCGGCGCCCUCCCCCCCCUCCCCCUGGACUCGCUCUCUCAGGUUUCCCAGUUCAUGGCGUUGGAGGAGCUGCCCCCGGGGGCCCCCCAAGAUGGCCCCACUCGACGCCUCUCCCUGCCGGGCCAGCUGGGGGCCCUCACCUCCCAACCCCUGCACAGACACGGCUCGGACCCGGGCAGUUAGUGGCAC